AUGCAGGGAGAGCUGCUGAGCCCGUGUCGUUGUAAGGGCUCUGUGCGCUGCACCCACCAGCCCUGCCUCAUCCGCUGGAUCAGCGAGAGAGGCUCCUGGAGCUGUGAGCUGUGUUACUUCAAGUACCAUGUUCUGGCCAUCAGCACCAAGAACCCACUGCAGGUACAUCUCCUCAGUCCGUCCAACCCCUCAUUCUCUCGCUAGAAUGAGACCCUAGCUCCUAGGUACUUCAUGCAGUACAAUAUGGUAGUAGCACCACCUUUCCCACUGCAUGAUUUUCAACAUAUUGCUCAUACCUAUCCUUUCAGAUCUACACAAGUGUCUAGGGUGUAGGGGCUAGGGGUCUCUCAUCCACUCCAGUCGUAUGUGCAUUGUGCACUAGGUCUACUCUCAUCUUCCAAAUGAAUGGAUAUUUUUCUAGUAGCUACAGAUUUUAUCUCACAGUUUUCUGCUGAUGCAUUGAUUUUAAACAAUGCACAAUACCGCAAUCAGGAGUAUGCAGUGCUCUGCUCUGGUGCACGAGUCUAGGCGUUACAGAUACUCACUUUGGUAGAACAAAUCUUGGGCACUCGCAAUGAUGAAGGUGUGAGGACUGGACUUCACCAUAUUGUCCCUUACCGUUCCUUUCUUACUGUCCCUUUCUUGGCCCUCGUGUUUGUUCUGUUCAGUGGCAGGCCAUCUCCCUGACGGUGAUUGAGAAGGUCCAGAUCGCUGCCAUCAUCCUGGGCUCCCUGUUCCUCAUCGCCAGCAUCUCCUGGCUCAUCUGGUCCUCCCUCAGCCCCUCGGCCAAGUGGCAGCGCCAGGACCUGCUCUUCCAGAUCUGCUACGGCAUGUAUGGCUUUAUGGACAUUGUGUGCAUAGGUGAGGAGGAUGAAUCAUAUGAAACUGGACCGUUGGCACAGUCACACAAGUUCUCAUGCACAGGCACCUGCACACACACACACAUGCACGCAGGCACGCAGGCUGGCAGACAGGCAGGCAGGCAGGCAGGCAUGCACACAAAUGCACACGCCCAGACACACACACACGUAAAGCUUUGUAGAUAGAUUUGUUUUGUGUGAAAUGGUGCAUUGCCAACCUGAAAACAGAUGGUACUAGCUACGUAUCUGCACGGUGUGAUUAUGCCAAAUGCCAGUUAUAUACUAGUGCUAUUGUAGUUGGCUGAUUCUUACUUAUUAGUUGCUGAAAGUAUUUAAUGCAAAAGCCUUUAAAACCAUUGGAUAUCUUGCCUUUUCCCGUAUCUGUAAAAAAAAACAUCUCUCUCUCCCCAGGCCUUAUAAUCCACGAGGGCUCAUCAGUGUACCGAAUAUUCAAGCGCUGGCAGGCCGUCAAUCAGCAGUGGAAAGUAUUGAACUAUAUAAAAGCCAAUGACUUGGGGGACCCGCUGAGUAGCAGUAAGGGUGGGGGUCGGGGCUCACGGAGUAACUCCCAUGGCCUGGGUAGUGGCGGCAGUGGGAGACGGAACCGGAGGUUCAGGACUAUUCUAGACCACCACUGUGGCUACACCAUCCUGCACAUCCUCAGCCAGCUACGGCCCCACAACCCACGCUUUGGCUCCACAGCCAACCGGGAGGUGGUGAUGAGGGUGACAACGGUAUGA
Coregonus sp. 'balchen' is the source of this 1600-nucleotide messenger RNA. NCBI's taxonomy places the organism in Eukaryota, Metazoa, Chordata, Actinopteri, Salmoniformes, Salmonidae. The record is from the annotation of a GenBank genome assembly.